CUGCCAAGUGUCCUGGAAGUUUGCGCAGCUAGCGACUCUGGAAAUAUCAAAGCUAAUUAUACUUUAAUUAAAUGCUGUAUUAGAAAAGAGAAGACAAAGACCCAAUUUUGAGGCUUCUCGUGACGGAUGGAUCACAAUUUACUCAUUUACUAUUUGAACUUAGAUAUCACUGCUGGUUGAGCUCUUCCCCCUUGCAUUCCAACCAUCAAAGAUUUCUUUUUUUUAAACUUUUAUCACACUUCUUAGUUGCUCAUUUCUCAGUUCCCCACAGAUUUGAGUGAUCCAAGCACUAAAAUCAACUUCUUUUUAAAAGCAAUGGAAUCCAUCUGCAUAUCGCUAAAGGCUACUGCAACCGCCAGUCCGGUUAAUAUCAGCCAAGGUCGUAGUAAUGGAGGCACUGUUUUCUGGGGUGAGACUAUCAGAGGAGGUCGGGAUUUUGGAACACAGUUAUGGAAGAGUUUGAGAGCUGAAAAUGGUGUCAAAAAAGCUAAACCGGGCGUUGCUUACUCUGUUAUCACCCCAGAAAUUAACAAGGAGACUAUGAAAUUUGAGACACCAAAGUUUGAGGCUCCACAAGCAGACCCAAAGAAUGUGGCUUCCAUCAUACUCGGCGGCGGUGCUGGGACGCGCCUCUUCCCUCUUACUAGCCAAAGAGCCAAGCCAGCCGUUCCAAUUGGAGGGUGUUACAGGCUGAUUGAUAUUCCAAUGAGCAACUGUAUCAACAGUGGGAUAAAGAAGAUAUUUAUCUUAACUCAGUUUAACUCCUUCUCCCUCAAUCGUCACUUAGCUCGUACUUACAACUUUGGGAAUGGUGUAAAUUUUGGAGAUGGUUUUGUUGAGGUUCUGGCGGCCACUCAAACACCAGGAGAAGCUGGGAAGAAGUGGUUCCAAGGAACUGCUGAUGCUGUGAGGCAAUUUGUGUGGGUUUUUGAGGAUGCCAAAGCCAAGGAUGUGGAGCAUGUAUUGAUAUUGUCCGGAGAUCAUCUUUACCGAGCAGACUAUAUGGAUUUUGUUCAGAAGCACAUUGACUCAAAUGCUGAUAUCACAGUCUCAUGUUUACCAAUGGAUGACAGCCGUGCAUCGGAUUAUGGAUUGAUGAAGAUAGAUGGAACAGGACGAAUUGUCCAGUUUGCCGAGAAACCAAAGGGCCCUAAUCUUAAAGCAAUGCAAGUUGAUACCUCCAUAUUAGGACUAUCAGCUCAAGAUGCUGCAAGAUAUCCGUACAUUGCAUCAAUGGGUGUGUAUGUGUUUAAAACUAGUGUCUUGUUAAAGCUUCUAACUCGAAGCUAUCCCUCAUGCAAUGAUUUUGGCUCUGAGAUUAUUCCGUCUGCUGUGAAGGAACACAAUGUCCAGGCAUAUUUGUUCAAUGACUAUUGGGAAGACAUUGGAACAAUAAAAUCUUUCUUUGAUGCUAAUUUAGCCCUCACGGAACAGCCACCAAAGUUUGAAUUUUAUGAUCCAAAGACACCUUUCUAUACAUCUCCAAGAUUCUUGCCUCCUACCAAAGUUGAUGAAUGCAAGAUUGUUGACUCCAUAAUUUCACAUGGUUGUUUCUUGCGAGAAUGUAGUGUUCAACACUCUAUAGUCGGUGUGCGCUCACGUUUGGAGUCCAGCGUUGAUCUUCAGGAUACCAUGAUGAUGGGAGCAGACUACUACCAAACCGAGUCCGAAAUAGCAUCUCUGCUAGCAGAAGGGAAGGUUCCUAUCGGUGUCGGACAGAAUACCAAGAUCAAGAAUUGCAUAAUUGACAAGAAUGCCAAGAUAGGAAAAGAUGUAAUCAUAUCAAACACUGAUGCUGUUGAAGAAGCUGAGAGACCAGAAGAUGGGUUUUACAUUAGGUCUGGGAUCACAGUGAUAAUGAAGAAUGCAACCAUCCGAGAUGGAACUGUCAUAUAAAACAUUUUAACUUUGAAUCCUUCCAGAGGCUGAUUCUGUUCUGUGCUGAACGGGUGAUGGAAAGCCGAGCGCCCAUAGUCUGUUGCCCUUUGCAAGUGAAAAAUAUAUCUAGGACUAAUGCUUUGCAUAUGUAAAAUUCUGAAGUUCCUAAGUACUUUUCAAAUAAGUUCAAACACCAUUUGUUUUAUUCAUCUCUUAGUAGCACAAACACAAGCUUACAGCAGAAAAUAAGCUGGUUCAUCAGAUUAGUACACAAUCACAGAAUGUAUCACUCUUUAGUUAAGAACAACUCAUUUUUAGAAGAGUUCAUCUCGUUGUAAACCCUAAAUAAAAAAAAUAAAAAAACUAGGACAUCAUCUUGAAACUUUAUCUUCAA
Gossypium raimondii (Peruvian cotton) is the source of this 2272-nucleotide messenger RNA. Its product is annotated as glucose-1-phosphate adenylyltransferase large subunit, chloroplastic/amyloplastic. Gene Ontology annotation, molecular function: glucose-1-phosphate adenylyltransferase activity. Gene Ontology annotation, biological process: glycogen biosynthetic process. The record is from RefSeq and is a predicted model, not a curated record. Bases 316 to 1896 code for a protein of 526 amino acids. The transcript has 15 exons. Lineage: Eukaryota; Viridiplantae; Streptophyta; Magnoliopsida; Malvales; Malvaceae.